Molecule: messenger RNA, 1627 nt
Organism: Solanum stenotomum
Lineage: Eukaryota; Viridiplantae; Streptophyta; Magnoliopsida; Solanales; Solanaceae
Exons: 3
Coding region: 929-1387 (152 amino acids)
Biological process (GO): Golgi to plasma membrane protein transport; protein localization to Golgi apparatus; Golgi to endosome transport
Cellular component (GO): Golgi membrane; trans-Golgi network
Source: RefSeq, a predicted model, not a curated record
AGUUUGACACUUUUCUUCUUACUGGCGAAACUAAGGUUCCAUAUCUCCUUCCUUAUUCAUAUCUUCAGUGUUAUUUUUCCUUUAAUUUUGACCAAUCUCGCCCCUGUUAUAGAUCAGAUUUUGUUCCUUUAUGGUGUAUUUUUUAGGUAAUUUUGACACACAUCAAAGAUUGUAUUUUGGUGUGUUUCUGAGUUUGUUAUAUUUUUCAGAUUAGAGAAUACCUUGGUGGGUUUAGAGGGAAUUUAAAAAAUAGACCUUUUAUUGUUGAAUAACCUGAAUUUUGAUUUAGAUUACAGAGUAAUUUGGUGGCUUUUGUGGGAGUUGGAGAAAUUGAUUUACUUUUUGUUUUUGAGUGGAAGAACUCAGCAAAAGUAAUCAAAGAUUGUAUUUUGGUUUUGUGGGGUUUGAGGAAAAUUAAAAGUUGGUUUUUGUUUGUGUGGAAGAUUGAUUGACCUUUGGUGUGUUUUGAGGUUAAUUUUUGAUUCAGAUUGAAGAGUACUUUUGUGGGUUUUGAGGGUUGGGUGUUUGUUUGUGAGGAAGGGAAUAGACAACAGUAUAUCAAAGAUUAUACUUUUGGUGUGUUUUGAAGUUCAGAUUGAAAAAAAAAAACAUACUUCUUGUGGAUUUGAAGGAGUCGGAACAUUGUUGGUUGUGUGUUGGUGGGGAAAGUUAAGCUACACUCAUCAAAGAUUGUACUUCUGGUGUGUUUUGAAGCUCAGAUUUAAGAAAACAUACUUCUUGUGGAUUUGAGGGAAUCGAAAGGUUGUUGGUUGUGUGUUGGUGGGGAAAAGUUAAGCUAGAGUCAUCAAAGAUUGUACUUUUGGUUUUUUUGAAGUUCAGAUUGAAAAAAAACAUACUUCUUGUGGAUUUGAGGGAAUCGAAAACGUUGUUGGUUGUGUGUUGGUGGGGAAAAAGUUGAGCAACAGUCAUGUUCUAUGGUACAGUGGUGUGGGAUCCGUGGCUAAUUGUUGCUCAAAUUGGGUGUAUUCAAUGCUUAUACUAUUUGACGUUAGGGAUAUUCUUGGAAAUUCUUGUAGGGUCUCGUGUUUCUCGAAUGAGUCUUGUCUAUUUCUUUGAUUACGCCACUGUUACUGCUUCAACUGUCACUGGAUGGUGCGUCAUUGCUUCCUUUCUUCUCAGUUCACUUGCCGGAGCUGGCAUUUUACUCUAUUUGAUUGAGAGGGCAAAGAAGUGCCUAGAUUUUUCUGCAACACUCUACAUCAUCCAUCUUUUUAUAUGCAUUGUCUAUGGUGGUUGGCCUUCCUCAUUAACAUGGUGGAUUGUGAAUGUUACUGGGCUUGCUGUGAUGGCAUUGUUAGGUGAAUAUUUGUGUAUAAAACGUGAAUUACGAGAAAUUCCCAUUACAAGAUACCGAUCAAGUGUUUGACUAAGUAGAUGUUCAACAGCAAACAACAUUUUUCUUUUAGUCAUGCAGCCGGUGGCUUCUUUAACUCAUUUACUAUUUGAGAAGAUUUGAAGCGUCUCUAUGCAAUUUAUCUCAUGCUUGUGGCAAUGACAUACUGGGGACUGCUAGGAAAUUGCCAAAUUCACAGAGGAAGACACGCUAACCACCUGAGUUACUAGGUGAUUUCUUUUCAAUCCGAAGAAACUUAGAAAGAAAGUAUAG